UAAGAGUUCUUGUUUGCAUAACUGGGAAAAUGCAAUAUUGGCUAACGAAAGAGGGACACUGCGGGAGGAGCUUUUUGCAAGGUGCUGGAAACCCGUGACGCUGAGAUUAGGAAAAGACAUGACUCAUUGCCAAACUACGUUCUUGUGUAACGUUCGGGACAGUCAAAGUGGAAAAAUGGUCAAACAAAGACCAAUCUGGAACGUUGAUAAAGCGCUGCGGCGCACGUUGCAACACAACACCACGUUUAGAAUAACAAAAUGGACGUUGAGAUGCUACAGACAUGGUGUAUACUGCAUCUCGCUUCCAUGAAAUGUUAUCUCUUCCCUUUACAUUUAUCUAUGUUCGUGAACCUGUCAUCUCUUAUUUUCGCAUACCUUACUUUCAGGUGAUAGUGGAGCAACAUCGGUACGGAAAUGCUAUGAAACGUAAGGGGAAACCGUUAUUAUUGCUACAAGUUCCUACGGUACCCACAUUAGCGACAUCGGCUCACUUGCCUCGGGGCUCUCCCAUAAUCCGAUCAGUGUGAACACGUUCCAGAUACUUAAUUUUCCAACAUGCCUGGAAAGAAAGUGGAUCCACCACAGCCAGCAAGCAAGAAGAAACACACAUACUAUGUGCCAAGCAACAAACCAAUUACCAUUCCACCAACAGCAGACUUUCGUCUGAUGCAUUUGAUGCCUCUGAUAACCGAUCUGCUCUCCAAUGCUGAUGCCACUACAGACGAAUUCCUGAAACCAAACUGCAUCAGGAAACCUUAUCUGAAUGUAGACACGUAUCUGGAAACUCACUUUCGAUUACUCUGGGCCGAUUUUAUUCAGCCACUUCGUGAUACGAUCGGGAAAUUCUGCAAAGGCAACGAACAAGUUCCACCAGACAAGCCAAAUCAGCAAAUUCAUUUCUACCGCAAUGUCAGUUUCAUCGAAAAUUCUUUUCUAUCCAGCCAAAGCGUACCCGAUAAACCUGACGCUUGGCGUCGUUACCAUGUCCGGUUUGAUUCCAUGCCCGGCUUUGACUGGGAGAAGAGCAAACGAUUGAUACAUGGCACUCUGGUCUGCCUUUGGAAUGCCCCCAGUCGACUUAUUAUCCUUGCCACUGUAUCCAACAGCGAUCCUGAAGAACUGGAAAAAGGUUGGCUGAGUAUUAGCAUCUACAAUCCAUCCCACAUUGCUGAUGAUUUUGUCAAAAAGAGUUACACAAUGUUGGAAUGCGAAGUCUUUUACGAACCUUAUCGUGUGGUGAUGGAAGCGUAUCAGCAGCUGAAUGAAGAGUCGUUCCCGUUCAAAGAACAUAUACUGGGCUGGACAAAAGAUCCCGGUGUACCUGCCUAUUUAAUGAAUCCCAGAAGCACGAUAAAGGCAGCACGUUGCGAUUACCAAAUUACGAAGAAGGACGGAACUUGUGUCGUAAUCAGAAAUGUUUUGAACAUUGGCACCUGGCCGACUGCCGUUGAGUUGGGCGUCAAUCCGAUCCAGCGAGUGGCUCUUCACGCUGCCAUGACCCGCCGAUUGGCGCUGAUUCAGGGCCCACCGGGAACGGGCAAGACAUUCAUCGGUCGCAAAAUUAUUGCCACCCUGCUGGACAACAAACACAUGUGGCAUGAUGAUGGCAACUAUGUGGUAGACAAUGCCCGUCUGGUGGCAAAAUUCGAUCGCGCGAAAAUGCACAGAUUUUGGGAGCGUUACGGCGACAUGUGGAGAGACAAACGUAGUCCUAUCGUUGUCAUUUGCCUAACCAAUCAGGCCCUGGAUCAAUUUCUGGAAGGCGUUUUAAAAGUAACUAAAAAACUAAUUAGAAUUGGCAAUCAAUCGCAAUCUCCCCUGCUGGAAGGUUAUAAAAUGUCGGUUCUCAAGGAGACGAUUGCUCAAGACUAUAAAAAAUACGCCGAUUCUGCUUACUGGUAUCACAAGUGUCGUAUGAACGGCCUUAAGAAAUGCAUUCAGGAUACAGUCGACGAAAUUCGAAGCGUGGCGAAGAAACUGAGUAAUUUAAAGAAAUCCAACACUGGCCAACAACACAGUCUUGCGUCCGAGUCGCUGAACUUGCUAAAACUUCACCAAUUGGAGCAAACAUAUCGAGGUCAGAUUCUCGAAUUCAAUGCAAUCAGAGCCGAGUCGGAAGAGGCUUUGUGUCGUUGUGUCGACGUCGUCGGUUUAACCACCACCGGCGCUGCUCGUAGACGUGAUCUUCUCACUCUUUUAAAGCCCAAAAUCGUCUUAGUAGAAGAAGCAGCUCAGGUUUUAGAGCCACAUAUUAUUGCCUCGUUGACAGCCAGUUGUCAGCAUCUCAUCAUGAUUGGCGAUCAUCUGCAAUUGAGACCGCAAUGCAAUGUUCACAAGUUAGCCCAUAAAUUUCACAUGGAUGUGUCGCUAUUUGAGCGCUUAGUUAUGAACAACGUCCCGUCCGUCAUGUUGGCUGUGCAGCACAGGAUGCGCCCUGAAGUGGCCCGUUUAAUCGUUCCUUCCGUUUACAAAAAUCUGGAGAAUCAUGAAAGCGUCCUCAAACAUCCUGCCGUACCUUCUAUGACUCGUAGCGUCUUCUUCCUCGAUCACGAUCAUCCCGAAGCUCGUGAGGAAGGUGGUAGCAGUUUUUAUAAUAGCCACGAAGCCGCCAUGACUCUUCGUUUGGCCCAUUUCCUAUGCGACCAAGGUAUUCAGCAAGAAAAGAUCACGGUGUUGGUGACCUACGCUGCCCAAAUGCGAAGUUUACAGGCCCAUAGAAAAGAGCAAUACAAAUUGCGAUCGCUUGAUCGGAUCCACAUCACGACAGUGGAUAAUUACCAGGGCGAAGAGAAUGACAUCAUUAUUUUAUCGCUGGUUCGCAAUAACGCAAUCAAAUCGGUCGGAUUCUUGAAGACGCCUAAUCGAGUGUGUGUCGCCCUCUCUCGUGCUCGUCACGGACUUUUCAUCCUGGGCAAUAUCCGGCUGCUGGCCGGCUCUGGCAGUAAACUGUGGAUUCACGUACAAAAAAUUAUGAUUGCAAACGGUGAACUCUCGAAUGAAUUAACUCUUCGAUGCGAUCGUCACAAUCAACAAAUUGUUAAAGUGAAACAGCCGGAAAAUUUCCCCAUGUGCGGGAUUGUAUGCAAAUUGAAAUGCGGUGCUAUACUUGAUUGCGGCCAUCCUUGCCAAUUGCCAUGUCGCAAUCAGUGCCAUCAUUCCGUGGCAUUGUGCCAGUACGUUGAAGAAACGUUAUUACCAUGCGGCCAUUCCAUCAAGAUCCCCUGUACCAUCAACAACAACAACAGAUUGCCCAACGAUGAAGCAACAGGGACAACUUGUGUGGCCGAUGGAUGUCGUUUGAUUUCUAAAGUCAACAUUCAAGUCGAAAUUACUAAAUUGCUAGUCAAGUACUCGUCGGAUGAAAAUCUAUUGAAUGCGGCCAAUUCGCUAUUGAAAGGCAAAAGCAUCGAUGAGCAAUGGAAAAUCUAUCAACGCAUGUAUUACCUCUGUUUAUCAGCUACCUUUGGAAAAGACCUGGUAACUAGUUAUUCUUAUACAACCGAAGAUCGCAUGUCGAGCCAAGUUAAAUUGAACAAAGACUGGGCAGAUGAUUUGAGGGACAGUUAUAAAGCUGUUCAAGACAAGAGCUUGGAAAUGCAAUCAUUGGCAGUUUCCCAGAGAAGGUGGAGCAUUCAAUACCUGACGGAUGCCUUGUUCCAAUGGCGACGUCUCGAUCUACUCCGUCAAUGUUUGACCAUGUUGAGCGUUGAGCCGCAGUCUUCCAUAGGCACUGGAUGCCGAACAUUGCUGGAAGAAGCAAAAAUCCUUUUGCAAAAUGAAGAAUUAGGCAAGUGGACUACAAGUCAAGAGGAUGACGCUUAUGCCCUUUUGAAACUAGUGGCGGCCAUAAUGAGGUUUGAUCUAACCCAUCCGAGUUCUGGGAUCUUAUUGGGACCGCUCUUUAUCCAGCCGCAACUGCCAGACGAUUGUCUCGCAUCGUUCCAAAAUUUGAGUUUGUGAUAUUUUUUCUCCAUUUUUAUAGUUAUGCCAUUAAUAUUGAACGACAAAGAUAUAUCGUCCAAUCAUUCUCGUACAAAUGGAAGAACCUUCAGAGAUGAGGUACAUUUAAAAAGAUUCAGAAUUACGUGUUAGUUGUGAAUCAUUUUAAAAUGUACGCAACAGAUGGUUGUUAUUAUUUGUUGGUCUUUUGAAAGCGGAAGUUGUCCAACCGCAAACCAACUUUCUUUUUUUCCCUUUGUAAGGCCAAAUUUAUCGAAGGCGGCCUACGUACUUGUGCGUUUUAACAUUAAGAUCGUUUUCUGGUACACAAUUUGAUGUCUAAUGGAACUGCCCGUAACGAAUGUAAAGAAAAAAAAAUGCGAUGAAAAAGAUUC
This is a messenger RNA of Daphnia carinata, 4334 nucleotides long. RefSeq names its product NFX1-type zinc finger-containing protein 1-like. The record is from RefSeq and is a predicted model, not a curated record. Gene Ontology annotation, biological process: regulatory ncRNA-mediated heterochromatin formation. Bases 556 to 3960 code for a protein of 1134 amino acids. Gene Ontology annotation, molecular function: helicase activity. The transcript is spliced from 8 exons. Gene Ontology annotation, cellular component: nuclear RNA-directed RNA polymerase complex. NCBI's taxonomy places the organism in Eukaryota, Metazoa, Arthropoda, Branchiopoda, Diplostraca, Daphniidae.